CGCAAAAGCCGACAUAGAAUUUUAUAAAAUUAUUAGAUUUUAACGUAGAAUCACAAACCACUGUUUGAAUAUUUGAUAACGUUCACAAUGAUUCAGUUUGCAUCGUGUAUUUUCUUAACUGUUCAAGUAUUCGCUUUUGUUGAAGCUAUUCCACUAAUGGGUGACCGUGUUGUCGUAGCGGAGCCUAAUGAAUUCCCUUUCGUUGUAUCAUUUAGAGAGAAAUCUAUGUCUGGCCUUUUUCAACACUUUUGUACCGGAUCACUUAUUACGCGGAAACACGUCAUAUCAGCUGCAGAAUGUUUUGAAGGCAAAAUAUUAUCUGAAAUCAGGGUUGUCGUUGCCGGAAAAAAUUGGGCAAGCCAAGGUUAUCUUUAUGAUAUUUAUUCAUGGUUGACGUAUAACUCCUGGGCUCAAAAUAAUGGAAUACCUCUAACGUAUCUAGUGAACGAUGUGAUAAUCGUCAAGUUAUUAUCGACAAUCAGUGAAAAAACUACGAUGCCUGUCUCCCUCUCGCAUUUGGUUGACCAACAGCUAUAUCGAACGAAGGCAUUGAUAGUUGGCUGGAAUGUCACAAGUACUUUACCAGCCUCGUCUAUCUUACUCAAGGGCGAAGUAACAGUUUUAAGUCCUGAGCAGAGGAAACAUCAAUUCAAAUUGGUAACGAAUGAUAAAGUUACAAUCAACAACAAUUAUCUAGCUACAUUCGCCGAGUCAUAUAUACUCAUAAACAGUGGUGAUACCGGUGGACCGCUUUUGGAUAAAAACAAUCACCUUAUCGGAAUCACAGGUGAUAUAUGUCCGAAUAGAGCAUGGGGUAAUUUCUCUGACGAGUUUUUAAAUAACUAUAAAUUUAAUGUUCAUUUAAGUGUCAAUUACUAUAGAGAGUUUAUUCAAAAUGUAACAUGGUUUGCCGAUUAACAAUCAUGUACUAUUUGAAUAUUUCUUAUCAAUGCCUUAAAACUUUAAUUUAAAUAAUAUAUUGCAAAUAAACUAGAUUGUAAUAAAUAGGUGACUGCUUGGAGGUGGAUUUUAUUGCAACUUUUAUACUUCACUUUUUUUCUAGUUCAUAAUGACUUUUCUUAGACAAUUUUAUAAUUAUUACUUUCGUUCAACAUUUUUGCUGGACAGAUACAUAUACCAAUUAUAGAAAAUUAUUUUUUAAGUAAUAUAUGUACGUACUUUGUUGUUACGACUAUAAUUAGUGUCAUGCUAUAAUUUCGAAUAUCUAUAAUACUUAUAGAUAUUAUAUUAUAUUAUAUUAUAUUACUUAUAUCUUCCCACUCAAUAUU
This is a messenger RNA of Phymastichus coffea, 1289 nucleotides long. RefSeq lists its product as uncharacterized. Gene Ontology annotation, molecular function: serine-type endopeptidase activity. The record is from RefSeq and is a predicted model, not a curated record. The transcript is spliced from 4 exons. The coding region runs from base 88 to 918 and encodes 276 amino acids. NCBI's taxonomy places the organism in Eukaryota, Metazoa, Arthropoda, Insecta, Hymenoptera, Eulophidae. Gene Ontology annotation, biological process: proteolysis.